Molecule: messenger RNA, 2211 nt
Organism: Helianthus annuus (common sunflower)
Lineage: Eukaryota; Viridiplantae; Streptophyta; Magnoliopsida; Asterales; Asteraceae
Exons: 3
Coding region: 1-2211 (736 amino acids)
Source: RefSeq, a predicted model, not a curated record
AUGAGAGAUUAUUUUUGGUCAGAUAUCGGUAAUGGUACUAGGAUUUCGGCUUGGUAUGAUACUUGGUGUGAUCUAGGGCCGCUCGGGGAUUUUAUAUCGCCUAUAACUAUUGCUAGUGCGGGAUUCAGAUUGGAGGCCUCUGUUUCUGACAUUCAGUUGAAUGGAGAGUGGAAAUGGCCUGUUGCUUGGAGAGACUUAUUCCUAGUUCUAAUCCAGCUAGAUCAAUUCUGCAUCACCCCGAACAAACCUGAUAGAUUCAUGUGGCGUGAUGGUAAUGAUCGGAAAGCUUUUUCGACCUCGUGUGUGUGGAACUCGGUUUGUUAUAAGGAAACGGACGUAGAAUGGAGCACUAUUGUUUGGUUUGCUCAAUGUAUCCCGUGGCAUGCGUUUCUUAUGUGGCUGAUCAUGCGAGUUGAGGAUGUCAGCAUCGGGGAAAACAAGGCUCCGGGGCCUGAUGGGUUCACUUCAGCCUUCUUUAAGCAUGCUUGGGAUACUGUCGGUGAGGAAGUUACUGACGCGAUUCUUGCUUUCUUUGAUAAUGGCCAAUUGCUUAAACAGAUUAAUCACACGAUCAUUGCAUUGGUGCCUAAAAAGGAGACUCCAAAUUCGGUUCUUGAUUAUAGACCGAUUUCUUGUUGUAAUGUGCUAUUCAAAUGCAUUAGUAAAAUCACCACUGAUAGACUUAAAGGCUAUUUGGAUGGCUUGGUCAGCAUAAACCAAUCGGCAUUCGUUCCUGGUCGUAAGAUUUCUGAUAACAUCCUCCUCACGCAAGAACUUAUGCACAAUUAUCAUACCAAUAGAGGACCUUCUAGAUGUGCUUUGAAAAUCGACAUUCAGAAGGCAUAUGAUACAGUUAACUGGUCUUUCCUUGAAUCUGUUUUACUGCGGUUUGGCUUUCAUCGGAAAAUGGUUAAGUGGAUUAUGACUUGUGUCUCCACGGUAUCGUAUUCCCUUUGCAUCAAUGGUGACAUUCAUGGCUUCUUCUAUGGGAAGCGGGGCCUUAGACAAGGGGACCCCUUGUCUCCGUAUUUGUUUAUGCUAGUUAUGGAAGUCUUGUCUCUUCUCCUUCAACAUGCAGCGAGAACUCAUGCGUCGUUUAAAUUUCACUCUCUAUGUGCUAAGCAAAGGAUUAUAAAUGUUUCAUUUGCGGAUGAUCUCUUCAUUUUUGCUCAUGGUGAUAGGCCCUCGGUUAAAGUUUUAAGGGAUGCUCUUGGUAGUUUUACAAAGAUUUCGGGUUUGGUUCCAAGUGCUCCUAAGAGAAGGCUUCAACUGAUCAAUUCGGUUCUGGCUUCUAUGUACACAUAUUGGGCUUCUGUUUUUAUGCUUCUGGUUCGUAUUGUUAAGGAGCUUGAAAAGACUAUGCGUCGGUUUCUUUGGAAUGGUGGUAUCCAGGGGAAUGUUUGUUCAAAAGUUGCUUGGUCCAAUGUUUGUUUGCUGAAAGAAGAAGGGGGUCUGGGCGUCCGCAGUAUUAAAGAUGUGAACAUUGCGUUACUUUCUUGCCAUGUAUGGAGUAUUAUCAAUAAUCGUCCUUCUCUUUGGGUCCAAUGGAUUCAUUCCUACAAAUUGAAAGGUACGAACUUCUGGGAGGUGACGAAACGUGGUAGUGUAAGCUGGGGAUGGAGACAUAUUCUUGCAAUUCGUAAUCACAUAAGGCCUUAUAUUUUGAUGUCUAUCCUGAGCGGUCGGCAAACGAAUGCUUGGAGUGAUAACUGGUGUUCUUGUAGUCCUCUCAGAUCCUUUAUUACUCCUCGGGCUAUAGCCAAUGCGGGUUUUAACCGUCGGUCUUCCGUUGCGGAUCUUAUUGAUGAUAUCGGCCAAUGGAAAUGGCCUCAAGCUUGGUUGGAUCUUUUCCCGGUUCUUAUAAACAUUCCUCCACCGCAUCCUUUAGUUGAUAUGGCUGAUCGAUGUCGUUGGAAAGAUAUGGAGGGGAACUUUUAUCAAAUUCGAUCUUGGGAAGUUUGGAAUACUCUGCGUCAUAGGGGUGAUAGGGUCGAUUGGGUUGACUCGAUUUGGUUCAGUCAAUGCAUUCCUCGGCAUUCCUUCCAUAUGUGGUUAGUGAUAAAUAAUAAGUUAAAGACGCAAGACAGGAUGGCUACUUGGGAAGCGGGUAGUGUUACAAAUCUGAUUCUUAUGUGUUGUCCUCUUUGUUACCAUGAUCGAGAUUCUAGAGACCACCUUUUCUUUCAAUGCUCCUUUGCCUCGAAAGUUUAG